GCUUUUUCCCGGGGCGUGCGCUGAGGAAAAGGAGGAGCCUUACCUGCAGAUCGGUAGCAGCGAAAGGAGGAGCCGGGGCAGCUUCCCUCCUGAUCCCAGGCCGAGCAGGAAGAAGAGCUCUCUGCAGAGGCACGGCCCGCCAAGCCUGAGCCGCGAAGGAUCGCCUUGCGCCCGGAGCUGGGGCGCCCGAGCUGCUGCCGGCGGCGCCGCUGAGGGGCGAAGACGCCCAGAUGGCUGCGGGCCGGUGGGUUGCGCUACUGCUGCUGGCGGCGGGUGCUUUGGCUCUACCUGCGGCAGAUGCCUUUGUAAUCAACCUUCGGACUGUCGAAAACAUUACAGUGAAGAUAAAACCUGGACCUGCAGAUCCAAAGUUUUGUCAACUAUUUGUGGGAGGAAAGCCACAUGUUACUGAACAAAAGAUAACACCUGGACAGCUGCUUGAUUUUACUUUUGGUUGCCAGACACCAGAGAAAUACUGGGUCUUGGUGGUUGAGAGAGACAUAGAUUGUUCGAUAGGACCAUGCCCUUUGGAAGAGGUUCUGCUUCAGCCUUCUGGAUUACCACGCCUCAACAGGACUUUUGCUUGGGAGGUUAAAGCUGACAGACUUGUUGGACUUGAACUGAAGUUCUCUACAUGGUUAAGGCAACUCCUACCUGGACACACUUGCUCUGAUCAAGUUCUUUAUAACAUCGGCAGCCGACUGAACGCAAACAGAGUCAACAUUGGAAACUUCUGCAGAAAUGGUCCGGUGUCUCGGGUGAAGGUUCAAGGUGGACUCAGUUUGACACUUCAUCUUCCUUGGGACUCAAAGCUCAAUUCCUCUGGCUUUAUACUAGACAGUAGAUCUUCCAUACGAAGAUUGUUCAUUAUUGAAGCUACAUUUCUUACUGAAUCAUCAGCAACCUUGAUGUCAGCUAACUACCCGUUGGCAUCACCAGAAGAUGAACUCAUGACGUGGAUUUUUGUUGUGCCAUCCAACUUAAGAGCACAUGUCCGAUUCCUCAACUAUACCAAACCAAAUUGCGAACGGAAAUACGAGAGAGUGGAGUACGGCUUACCUCCACCCUACUCCCCGCAUGAGGUUAAAGUGUUGCAACUGAAUGAGGUGCAACCCGUCAAUAUUGCGGGGAAUUUCAACCUUUCCCUGCAUGGUUGUGACCAGGAUAACCGGAAUCCUGGGUCCCUCAGUCUGCUCUUUCAAGUUGAUGUUCGGUAUCCUAUAAACAUAGCGAAUGUAACCCACAUAAUUGACUUGAGGGGCAGUAAGAACAUGAAUAUUACAAUUUAUUCAAAGCCAAUCAAACCUGGGUCUGAGGUGGGAAACCAACCUGAAUGCUUGGUCUGUGUUGGUCAUAGUCGAAACUGUAAACCUAAUGCGACUUUGUUCUCUGAGGAGAGAUACUCAGUCACGUUUCUGUGCCGAAAUCUGGAGAAUGUAAGAAUUGCGGCUGAGCAAUCUAUAGUCUGUUGGAAUUCCAGGCUUUGCCAAGACAGGCUCUUUCCUCUGAUGGUCCCACGGUCUCUUACCGAGCUGCCAAUCCUAAUGGACACAUUUACAUGGAAACUCCAUGCUCCAGAUGACGUCAGCAUAGAAAUCAAGUCUCCAACCUUGAAACUGAAGCAACAUAUCCCAAACCAGAAUCAAAUGUGCACCGGGAGUUACAGUUAUUCCAUUAAUAGCACUACCCCAGGAAAGGCGCUAAGCCUUGGCUUACUCUGCCCUGGGGGAGCCAUUGAAAAAAUUAAGAUGCGAGACAAUGUCACCAUAACCCUUAGGACAUACGGAAAGAGGUGGUUCAGUGAAUCUCAGACACAGAAUCUGCAGUUGUUCUUCAGGCCAGAGGCGCAAGAAGACUGUAUUUUCACCCUUACACCAGAUCCCAAUGCCAAAAUUUACCUCCAGACCCCCAAUUGGUUGGAAGGCUUGCCUCCUUUCAUAUCUUCUUAUUGGAACAUCAGUGUGCAACCAAAGCAAGUUGCACGGCUCUCCUUCCUAAGCGAACGGAUGGGUGUGACUUGUGAAAAAAGCAGAGCGUUCACCAAUGUAAAGGAACAGAGACCAAAUGCAGAGGAAACAGUGUGUCGUGAUGAUGAAAAGCUGCCAAGAGCUCUAGAUCUGCGCCACCAUUUCUGGGUAAACAUCACUAACUGCAAACCAUCUGCCAAGCGUAUCCUGAGCAUGCAAUUUGUGGUGACACUUAAUACAAACAAAUCAGGAGUGGGAGUUGUCGUUGGUGCAGUAGUUGGCACAAUAGUGGUGCUAGCAGCUGUCGGGCUUGUUGUCUGCUGCGUUAUAAAGAAGAAGAAGAAUAAAAAGAAAAAAGAAAGCCAGGUCCCAAUGGUGGGAGUGUAUAAUACCAACAUCAACACCCAAAUACCUGGACGGCAGGGCAUAUUCAAAAAGGAAAGGAAGAAAAAUGAGUCUCAUGUCUAUGCAGUGAUCGAUGAGGCCAUGGUUUAUGGACACUUGCUGGAUAACUCUGUGAGACCAGAAAAUGCAGAGGUGGGAGUUUACCGGCCUUUUUCUGGGCCCAUGAUUACCACACCACCUUCCCCUCCUCCAAUUCGGAAAGCAUCCAAAGCACCCGAGACCGAGGAGUCGUUGCCCAUGCUCAUGACAGACAAUGAGAACUAUACCUUUACAUGCCGUCCAGCUGAGGAACCCCAGAGCAACGGUGAUGUGAAUGUGAGUGGCAAUGGAACUGUGGACAGCAAGUCAUUGCUUGAACAGAACAAAGAGGAAACUGUAGCAGAAUAAUCUUGGUGGCAAAUGCAUGACUUCUGUGGUUCAGAAACAAAAUGAAGUCUUAACACUUGAAGAGCUUGCUAGUGUUUUAAAAGGAGAAUACCUGUUGACAUCAGCUUUUCUGUGGUCUCUUUGAAAAAACGGAUUGGAUGCAGCUCUGCUUAGUUUUUGGAAUGGAUUUUCAAACAGUGACUUGCAAUAGAAUGUUGUGUAGGAAUGCAAACAACUUUGGACGUGGAAAGGGACAGCAACGGUGUGUUUUCAGAUUGUUAUGACGAAUGGACUUAAAUGCCAGAAAGGAAAAGCAAGCGACCCAAGUUUUGGAUGUUAGUUGUAACUGGAGAAUGACAUGGCUGAAAAGAUGCAUUGCAUCUUCUAUCCUCUAAGAAGAGGGUGUCACAAGGAACUGACUGCAAGUUGGUCAUGCUGUAAAAUGAAUGUUUAACACAAAAUAGGCAUUUCCAACUGGACUUUUGCCAGUUGUUAUUCCUGUGGGUUGACUUCCUAAUAUGUAUCCAAGGAUUGCACCACAUCCUGAACAGAACAAAUAUACAACUAAACAGCAAAACUGGCUGUGCCAUUUGUAAAGGGGAAUUCCAUUUAUUCCCACUUUCAAUCAGUUGUGUAAUAUUUAUACAAUUAAGGACAAUUUAUUUUUAUUUUUCCUCAAUGUUUAUAUGGAAAUAUUAUUGUGAAUGCUUAACAAUAAUCUUCAGUGUUGUUUUUUAAAGGUUGGGUCUUGUCAAGGAUCUUCUAAUGCAGACAAAUUUAUUUUUACAGCCUUAAACAUUGCCAAGGCAUUAUGUUGAUUAUCAGCCUAUAAUUCCAAAGACUGUAGACAGAAACAUAAAAAUAUCAGUGUGUAUGCUAGUGGGAAACAAAUUCACAGUGACUUGUGAUCUUGAACAUCACUGUUUCUGAGACAGCCUUAUGCUCUGAGGUUCCCUAGAAAUGGCACUGUAAAAAUAUACAAUUUUGCACACAAGCAGCUAAAUAUUUGCUUUCAACUACAAAAGCACAGAACUAAAGAAAGCAUUUGUUGAACUUGUAUGAGUAAUGCAAACAGGCAGUCAUCAGAUCUUUGUACUGUAAUUUCAUAGCCCAAAUGUCUACCUGCCUCAAGUGCCUCAUUUGGAAUAUGGGAAGUAUUUUUGUGGAACAUACACGGUUUUGCACAAGGAAAGGCUUUGCACUUGACAGGCUCAUUGUGAAUUUCCUCUUACAUGGUUAUUAAUUAAAUGGAAUGUUAGGAAAGAAGUGGAAAGAGCAUUUUCCUUUCCUUUAAUUCCAUCAUCAUGCUUUAUUUUUUUUUUGAAGAAAUAUAAUCACCACCCAGAGAUUUCGCUUUAAAAUAUUCAAUAAGAUGAUGUAGACAUUUUCUCUAGUCUUUGUGAACCCUUCUUGAAACUGGCAUAUUGCACAAGAUGUAUUGCAUAAUCUUCAUUUAACUUGAGCAAGGGAUAGUUCCACUGACUCAGGGAUAAGGAGAGGGGUGUUUAUAAGCAGAGUUUUAACUAAUAUCACAAUCCAAAGUUAAUAGUUAGGAUUUGGUAGGUUUUGUUUUGUGGUGAUGCUCUUAUACACUGGAGCUUUUGAACUACCGUCUUUCCAGAAGCAACUCUCUCCACAGAAUUGGAAGGGACUUUGGAGACCAUACAUCCCCACUUCCCAUACAGUGCAUCCGUGACAGAUGCCUGCCUAGUGCUGCUUAAACACUUAAACUAAUCUGCUUCCCUUCUAAUGUUUAGCUGAAAUCUGUUCCGCUGCGCUUUCCUCCCACUGAUUCACAUUGCCCAACAAUUUGGUCCUGUUUCAGAAACAUCAGGGUGGUUCUCCACUGGGAUGGACUGACACAAUGAAAAAGGCAACGUGAAGGUACCUGUGGAAUCACUUGCGCUUAGCAGCUUUUAGACUUCUUUCCCCUGUUCAGUUCAGCAUAUUUUCUACAUCCUCAUAUACCUUUACUUCGUCUUUUAAACCAUGUAUUAUGUUGACGCCAUCAACCAGUUUACAUUUUUCACAUUCCAUUGUUGCACUAUUUUUUUACUUCUAAUUGUUGGUAUUCACUCUCUUUACUGAAAUUGCACACUCUAGUUUGGGUUGGACCUAGUUGGGUGCCCUCUUAAAGUGCUUGCUGCGGUUUGCUUGCAUUGCAUAAUCUGCCCAGAGUUUCUUAAGGCUCACAUUUUAUGUAGAAACCAGUAAACACUAGGCCAUUGCACAACUGUGAGAGAGAUGGAGCUGGAGUCUUUGCCCACUGAAAGAAAAUAGCGCCCUUGUUCGUGCAGAGAUUCAUUCACACUACAUAGUUGUAUGUGUCUGGUGAAAAUUGUCCUGGAUGCUUGCCUUUAUUUUAUAAAUAUGAAAAGACGCUUCCAGAGUUGCAAAAAACACCAUUUCCUGGCAGCAUAGCUAUUUCCAAAAUGAAUUUUCUUUCACAGGAGAAUGCUAUUGCAACAGCAUCUUCAUAAGAACACAGGAUCAAAUUGAUGUGGAAAUAGGCCCACCCAGCCUUUCUUGGCUAUUAUUUCUCUGUUGCUAUUUCCAUAGAAGAGGGCUGGGGAAACUUAGGCCUGGCGACUGAAACUAGCUUUCCUGGCAUCCCAAACUGCCCUUUGGGGGAACCUAAAUGGUACCUCCCCUGACCACCAAUGGCUUGUUUCUGGGCUUCUGUGCCAUUUUCCUCCUUUCUCCUAAAGGAGGAAAUGCCUCUCCUAAACUUGUACUUAGUUUAAGUACAAUAUACUGGCAGCUUUCCCCCCCCCUUUUUUGGUAGUUUUAGGCCCCCUUUGCCUUUGAUCCUGUCCAUCGAUGGAUUACAGUCCCCAAAAAUCUUCUCCAAAAUGGAAUUUGGAACUUAGACUAAAAUAAGUUCCCCAUCCAUGCUAUAAAGCUUAAUCCAAUGAUCAUUUAUCACCUGUGGAUGCUUCUGUUGCACUCUGUUUUAAAAUAGGUUUAUAUUGACCUGGUCUUUGUAAAAAAUUUGUGACACUUUUGAGUACGACUGAUUUUUUUGAGGGGGGGUAUUCUUGUAAAAUAGUUUUUCCUCUGACACAGCUUUUUUAUCUAACUUGCCCUUUCUGGUUGCAAUAAAAUGGUAAAAUUUGUUUGAAAA
Molecule: messenger RNA, 5862 nt
Organism: Varanus komodoensis (Komodo dragon)
Lineage: Eukaryota; Metazoa; Chordata; Lepidosauria; Squamata; Varanidae
Gene: CDCP1
Product: CUB domain containing protein 1
Exons: 9
Coding region: 231-2759 (842 amino acids)
Source: RefSeq, a predicted model, not a curated record